AUGGCCCCUUUCAUGCCCUCAUUCACAGAUUUACUCCUCUCACAAUGGCGUGAUCCUUCAUUGCCCACCAAGGCGACUCUGGCCGUUGACGGAAGGAGUCUGACCAUCGCCGAUGUGGUGGAAGUCUCGAGACAAUUAAAACAUGUUGAGCUCACAUCCGAGUCCAUUAACGCCAUCGAAGUGUGCAGCAAGAUCAUCCCAGAGAAGAUCGCCAAAGGCAAUAUCAUAUACGGCGUCAAUACGGGAUUCGGGGGCAGCGCUGAUACGAGAUCCAACGACGUUGAGAGGGUCCAGCAGAGCCUGAUCAGUCAUCUGACGUGCGGAAUCGUUGCGGACGGCAAGCAGCAGCCCGUCCUGGAGAGCAAUACAAAUUUAUAUCAAAGCAACGGUGUGACGCAUCCUGGCCAAAGCAAUGGAAGCAACGGCGUAACCCAUCCUGACCAAAGCAACGGCGUUACCCAUCCUAGCCAAAGUAAUAGCGUGGCCGAGCCCAGCAAGGACCUGAAAGAACAACGACACCGCACGCUGGUAAAAAUAUCGCUUCCGCUAAAUGACCCGCUCGCCGCUACCUGCAUGCCGGAGUCAUGGGCGCGGGCGUCUAUGAUCAUCCGCCUCAAUUCCCUCUCCGGUGGUGCGUCGGGCAUUCGGGUCGACAUCGCGGAAUCCCUGGUCAACCUUUUGAAUAAGGAUGUCGUGCCACGGAUUCCCGUCCGUGGGAGCAUCUCGGCGUCGGGGGACCUCAGCGCGCUCGCGUGGAUCGGCGCCGUGAUGCAAGGCAAGUCAUCCGCUACGGCUUCCGCUGGUCCACGGGACAUCGACGGCGCUAGGAGAGUAACGAGAGCCGAUGUCGCCCUGGAGGAAGCCGGCAUAGCACCUAUCAGUCUGCACGCCAAAGAAGGCCUCGCUAUCGUUAACGGCACGGCUGUAUCGGCCGCAGUAGCGGCUCUCGCGGCGUAUGAGUCCCUUAAUCUCGCAGCGCUGUCGCAGGUGCUGACGGCGAUGAGCGUGGAGGCGCUGCGUGGCAGUGACGAGAGCUUCGAGCCGUUCAUUGCCCAAGUGCGGCCGCACCCUGGGCAGGUAGAUAGUGCACGGACUAUCAAAGCGUUCCUUAGCGGGUCGCAGCUGCUGAACCGGCACGAUAGCCAGAACGAGGCGACGCUACGGCAGGACCGCUAUUCGAUACGUACGGCCAGCCAGUGGAUCGGCCCGGUGCUGGAAGAUUUUUGUCUGGCGCACGACCAGCUAACAAUCGAGCUAAACUCGGUGACGGACAACCCGCUGAUCGAAACGGCGACAGGCCGCGUAUUCCACGGCGGUAACUUUCAGGGGCGCGCCGUCACGUCAGCGGCCGAGAAGCUGCGCCAGGGCCUACAGAGCAUCGGCCGUAUGCUUUUCGCCCAGUGUACCGAGAUGAUCAACCCGACUACCAGCUGGGGCCUGCCGCCAAAUCUAUGCUCCGACGACGCUAACGACUCGUUCCUAUUCAAGGGGCUCGACGUCGUCGUUGCCGGCCUAACGUCCGAGUUGGGCUUUCUGGCCAACCCCGUCGGGUCGCAUGUGCAGACGGCCGAAAUGGGCAACCAGUCUCUCAACUCCCUAGCGCUUAUUUCCGCCCGCUAUACGCUCGAGGCCGUCGACGUGCUGUCCCAGAUCGCCUCGGCACACCUCAUGGUGCUGUGUCAGGCGCUCGACCUACGCUCGAUAGAGAUCGAGGGCCGGAAGGACGCCCCGCCCGACGCGACCCCGUACAUUAGCCCGACUUCGCAGCGCAUGUACCGCUUCAUUAGAGAGGACCUCGGCGUUCCGUUCUUGGGCGAGGAGCACCUGGCGUCAACCGAGGCCGUGACGCUGGACGGUAUCACGUCGAGUAUUGGGCUGUACAAUACGCGGGUCUACGAGUCGAUCAGGUCGGGACGCUUGUACGAUAUCGUCCUAACCGCUCUUAAAGAAGUGGAGGAGUAA
This is a messenger RNA of Letharia lupina, 1962 nucleotides long. RefSeq lists its product as uncharacterized. Gene Ontology annotation, molecular function: ammonia-lyase activity. The coding region runs from base 1 to 1962 and encodes 653 amino acids. The transcript has a single exon. The record is from RefSeq and is a predicted model, not a curated record. NCBI's taxonomy places the organism in Eukaryota, Fungi, Ascomycota, Lecanoromycetes, Lecanorales, Parmeliaceae.